AUGGUGGAGUCGUUUUCAUCUUCGUUAAUACCCGGCUUAGCCGAUGACGUAGCAGAGUUGUGCCUCUCGCGAAUCCCACGCUCUAGCUUUCAGAUCAUUUCUCAGGUGUGCUGGCGAUGGAGAAGAUUCCUCAGGAGCGAGCGUUACGAGACCGUUCGAAAGAUGACGGGAUCAGUGGAGGAGUUAAUGUGUGUUCUAGUGGAUCACCAGUACUGGGAAGUUUAUGAUGGCUCCGGUAACAAACUGGGAUGGAUCCCUCCCGUCCCUGGGCCUAUUAACUGUAGUUUUGGCCAUGCAGUGCUCGAUGGCCGAAAGAUCAUGGUCUUCGGUGGACAAUCUGGGAGGGCUGUUUCGGCAGAUGUUUACGAGUUCAAUCCUGCUAGUAACAAGUGGAGAAAAUUGGCGGACAUGAACAUGCCCCGUUACAACUUUGCAUAUGUUAUAGUGGACGGCCUUGUGUAUGUGAUCCGAGGCUAUUCCUCAUUUCAUGCUAGCAUUCCCAACGCGGAAGUAUAUAACCCGAAAACUAACAAAUGGAGCCUCAUGGAUUGUCCACACCGCCCCAACUUUCAUGGCAUGGCAUUCUCUUUCAAUUCCAAACUCUUCGUUGUAGACAAUGAAUCGAGUAUCAUUGACAUAUAUGACCACAAAACGGAGACAUGGGAAGAGUUAGACUCCGGGCAAUCACUGUCGGUGUACUCCUACACUAUUAUUAGGAACAAAGUGUAUUUCUUAAACUGGUUCAGGCCGGGAAUGGGAGUGUUUGAUCCAGAGAAGAAUUCUUGGAGCUCGGUAUUUGUGCCUCCUACGAAUGAGGGUGGUUUAAGGUAUUAUCUAGGGCAAUGGAACAAUAAAGUUAUCCUGUUUUCACGGGAACAUGAGGCCUUAAGUGGUGACCUUGAUAAAGAGGACGCGUCCAAGUGGAGAGCCACACGAAUUAGACCAUAUGGUCAUCACUCCACCAGUGUUCUCAUCAACAUUUGA
Eruca vesicaria subsp. sativa (arugula) is the source of this 984-nucleotide messenger RNA. Lineage: Eukaryota; Viridiplantae; Streptophyta; Magnoliopsida; Brassicales; Brassicaceae. The record is from the annotation of a GenBank genome assembly.